CUCUCUCUCUCUCUCUCUAUCUUCUUCUUCUCCACACGGACACAUACCUCGAAAGAGUGUGAAUGGCGAGGAUCGGUGUACGAGUUCUUGAAGCGGUGCUGACUCGCCGGUAAUCGGAUCACUCCAGAUUGUUCAGGUCGAUCCGGCGUCAUGCUACUCCACUUCAUCUCUUGAUGUACUCGUCAUGAUCUGAGAGCGUGACGUUGAAAUAGAACGACUAGUCGCGCUCAACGAACUGGAGGCCGAUGAAGGCGUGCUUGCCGGUGCCGUCCUCGAUCUUAAGGACGAAGAAGCGCGACGAGUCGAGCACGGUCUCGACGGAGGUCGUUGGAGUUUGGAUCCUCUGGUCGGAUCUCGCGCUGGUCCUUGCAAGACACUACCCGGAGCUGACUCAUCCAGAUCUUGUCGGACUUGAGCCACUCGCCGCAAUUGUACCUGCCGGUUGUCGACCGCGGCGGGGUUUUGUACACGGCGACCUCGCGCACCAGCAGCAGCUUCAGAAUCCUCGUCGCUGUUGUCAUCCAUCUCCCUCGUCACUUUGCCUCAGACCUAUGAGACUAAAUUCCUCGAGAGCCGGUAGGAUUAUGCACAUUGGGAAUGUGAAGAAGGCAACUGGUAUGCCUGUUAGUUCCAAUUUUCAGACGAUGGAGUAUUUAAUUGUCCUCAUGGCUUUGUGUAACAAGAAAGAAUGUCAUGUAAGAAUGUCAUGUUGA
Molecule: messenger RNA, 713 nt
Organism: Rosa rugosa (rugosa rose)
Lineage: Eukaryota; Viridiplantae; Streptophyta; Magnoliopsida; Rosales; Rosaceae
Exons: 2
Coding region: 246-713 (155 amino acids)
Source: RefSeq, a predicted model, not a curated record